Komagataella phaffii GS115 is the source of this 1992-nucleotide messenger RNA. RefSeq lists its product as hypothetical. Lineage: Eukaryota; Fungi; Ascomycota; Pichiomycetes; Pichiales; Pichiaceae. The record is from RefSeq and is a predicted model, not a curated record. Bases 1 to 1992 code for a protein of 663 amino acids. The transcript has a single exon. Gene Ontology annotation, molecular function: oxidoreductase activity, acting on CH-OH group of donors; flavin adenine dinucleotide binding.
AUGGCCAUUCCUGAAGAAUUCGAUAUUCUUGUCCUGGGUGGUGGAUCCAGUGGAUCCUGUAUUGCCGGAAGAUUGGCCAACUUGGACCACUCCUUGAAAGUUGGUCUUAUCGAGGCUGGUGAGAACAAUCUUAACAACCCAUGGGUCUACCUUCCAGGUAUUUACCCAAGAAACAUGAAGUUGGACUCCAAAACUGCUUCUUUCUACACCUCCAACCCUUCUCCUCAUUUGAAUGGUAGAAGAGCUAUUGUCCCAUGUGCCAACAUCUUGGGUGGUGGUUCUUCGAUCAACUUCAUGAUGUACACCAGAGGUUCCGCUUCUGAUUACGAUGACUUUGAAGCUGAGGGAUGGAAGACCAAGGAUUUGCUUCCUUUGAUGAAGAAGACUGAGACUUACCAAAGAGCUUGCAACAACCCUGAAAUUCACGGUUUUGAAGGUCCAAUCAAGGUUUCUUUCGGUAACUACACUUACCCAGUUUGUCAAGACUUCUUGAGAGCAACUGAAUCCCAAGGUAUUCCAUACGUUGACGACUUGGAAGACUUGGUGACUGCUCAUGGUGCUGAACACUGGCUGAAAUGGAUCAACAGAGACACUGGUCGUCGUUCCGACUCUGCUCAUGCCUUCGUUCAUUCUACGAUGAGAAACCACGACAAUCUGUACUUGAUCUGCAACACCAAAGUUGACAAGAUUAUUGUUGAAGACGGAAGAGCUGCUGCUGUCAGAACCGUUCCAAGUAAACCUUUGAACGCAAAGAAGCCAACUCACAAGGUUUAUCGUGCUAGAAAGCAAAUCGUUUUGUCUUGUGGUACCAUCUCUUCUCCUCUGGUUCUGCAAAGAUCCGGUUUUGGUGACCCAAUCAAAUUGAGAGCCGCUGGUGUUAAGCCUUUGGUCAACUUGCCAGGUGUUGGAAGAAACUUCCAAGACCACUACUGCUUCUUCUCUCCUUACAGAAUUAAGCCCCAAUACGAGUCUUUCGAUGACUUCGUACGUGGUGACGCUAACAUUCAAAAGAAGGUAUUCGACCAAUGGUACGCUAACGGUACUGGUCCAUUGGCCACCAACGGUAUUGAAGCCGGUGUCAAGAUUAGACCAACUCCAGAAGAAUUAUCUCAGAUGGACGAGUCCUUCCAAGAGGGUUACAGAGAGUACUUCGAAGACAAACCAGACAAGCCAGUUAUGCACUAUUCCAUCAUUGCUGGUUUCUUCGGUGACCACACCAAGAUUCCACCUGGAAAGUACAUGACCAUGUUCCACUUCUUGGAGUACCCAUUCUCCAGAGGUUCUAUCCACAUCACCUCUCCAGACCCAUACGCAACUCCAGACUUUGACCCAGGUUUCAUGAACGAUGAAAGAGACAUGGCUCCUAUGGUCUGGUCUUACAAGAAGUCCAGAGAGACUGCCAGAAAAAUGGACCACUUUGCUGGUGAGGUUACUUCCCACCACCCUCUGUUCCCAUACUCAUCCGAGGCCAGAGCUUACGAGAUGGAUUUGGAGACCUCCAACGCCUACGGUGGACCACUGAACUUGACUGCUGGUCUUGCUCACGGUUCUUGGACUCAGCCUUUGAAGAAGCCUGCUGGAAGAAACGAAGGACAUGUUACUUCCAACCAAGUCGAGCUUCAUCCAGACAUUGAGUACGAUGAGGAGGAUGAUAAGGCCAUUGAGAACUACAUUCGUGAGCACACUGAGACCACAUGGCACUGUCUGGGAACCUGUUCCAUUGGUCCAAGAGAGGGUUCCAAGAUCGUCAAAUGGGGUGGUGUUUUGGAUCACAGAUCUAACGUUUACGGAGUCAAGGGCCUGAAGGUUGGUGACUUGUCCGUCUGUCCAGACAAUGUUGGUUGUAACACCUACACCACCGCUCUUUUGAUCGGUGAAAAGACUGCCACCUUGGUUGGUGAAGACUUAGGAUACACAGGUGAGGCCUUAGACAUGACUGUACCUCAGUUCAAGUUGGGCACUUACGAGAAGACUGGUCUUGCUAGAUUCUAG